Messenger RNA from Gopherus flavomarginatus (Mexican gopher tortoise), 1154 nucleotides. Its product is annotated as retinol dehydrogenase 8-like. The transcript has 6 exons. Bases 1 to 951 code for a protein of 316 amino acids. Gene Ontology annotation, cellular component: cytoplasm. Gene Ontology annotation, biological process: estrogen biosynthetic process. NCBI's taxonomy places the organism in Eukaryota, Metazoa, Chordata, Testudines, Testudinidae. Gene Ontology annotation, molecular function: estradiol 17-beta-dehydrogenase [NAD(P)+] activity. The record is from RefSeq and is a predicted model, not a curated record.
AUGGCUCAGAAAACUGUACUCAUCACAGGUUGCUCCUCAGGAAUCGGACUCGCCUUGGCUGUAAAAAUGGCCAGAGAUGAACAGAAAAGAUUUAAAGUGUAUGCCACCAUGAGGAAUCUGACCAGGCAGGACAAACUUGCAGAAGCUGCAGGCAGAACCUUGGGUAAAACCCUGGAAAUUAAACAACUGGAUGUCUGCAGUGAAGAGUCUAUUAAAACUUGUGUCAGUAGCAUCCCUGACAGAAGGAUUGAUAUCCUAGUUAGCAAUGCUGGAAUGGGGCUCAUUGGACCUAUUGAAUGCCAGACCGUAGAUGAGAUGAAAACUGUGAUGGAUACAAACUUCUUUGGAUUGGUUCGACUCUUGAAGGAGAUUUUACUUGAUAUGAAGAAGAGAAAGAGUGGACAUAUAGUUAUAAUAAGUAGUGUCAUGGGAAUACAAGGUAUUUUGUUCAAUGAUGUUUAUGCUGCAUCUAAAUUUGCUGUGGAAGGAUUCUGUGAAAGUUUAGCCAUACAAGCUCUCAAGUUUAAACUUCAGCUAAGUCUGAUUGAGCCAGGCCCAGUGAUCACAGAAUUUGAAAAAAAGGUGUUUGAAGAUGGAAUGAAAAUGGAUCUUUCAGCUGCUGAUGAAGAAACUGCUGACAUGUUUACUAAUAUCUACCUUAAAAAUUACAAACAGAUUUUCCAAAUCCUGGGACAGAGUGCAGAGGACAUAGCAGAGCAUACAGUAAAGAUAAUUCUUGCAGAAAAUCCACCUUUUCGCCAUCAGACCAACACCCUGUACACACCAAUGACAACCUUGAAAUAUGCAGAUCCUAAUGGAGAUUUACCUAUUGAUACCUUCUACAAAAUGGUUUUUCAGCAUGAUAAAAUCUUCAGUGCAAGUCUUAACUUCAUCAAACUGCUAAGGUGGAGAAGCAGAAAAAGCUUUGAUUUGGGAAACCCUUCACAAUGAACAUAUGUAUGCUACUGUGUGCAUUUGGAUCACUGGUUCUAGUCACUGCUGAUAUACUGUUUUGAAAAAUAGCUUUGCAAUAUAAUUUAUUACAAAAAGAUAUUCAAAAUGUUUGGUUAGUGAGCUUAAUUGAGAUAUUAAUGUUGAUUAACUUUUAUAUUGAACUUCAAGUUUCCAAUGCUUUGAAAGUAAAAUGUUUGACC